AUGGCCAAGCAAGGAAACGACGAAUUACCAGGCACAAGAGCCACAACUCCAUCAAUAUUCGAUACCUCUGAACUCAACUCUAGGCUGCUCUUUGCAAUCCCCAAAAAAGGAAGACUACAUGAACAGUGCCUGUCGCUUCUGUCUGGAGCUGACAUUCAGUUCAAACGAGGAAACAGGGUCGACAUCGCAAUGUCUACAAAUCUGCCUAUAGCUCUUGUCUUUCUACCUGCUGCCGACAUUGCUAAAUUCGUUGCUGACGGUAAUGUGGAUUUGGGUAUAACUGGUCAAGACGUCGUCAGGGAAAGCGGUGUCGAUGUGGAAGAAGUCAUGCAUCUAGGUUUUGGAAAGUGCAAUCUCUCUGUGCAAGUUCCUGUAACAUCAGACAUAACAGAUGUAAAAGAACUAGUAGGCAAACGAAUAGUCACCUCGUUUGAAAGGCUGGUUCAUGAGUUCUUUGCUGAUCUCGAACGGAAUGAGGCAAACGUCAACAAGCAGCCAAAUGGCAAUUCAAAAGAAGACUACAUUGGAGCUACUGGUUCCUUCCCAGUACUGAAAACUAGAAUAAACUAUGUAUCUGGCUCUGUGGAAGCUGCUUGUGGACUGGGUCUAGCUGACGGUAUUGUCGACUUGGUCGAAUCAGGAGAAACCAUGCGCGCUGCAAACUUGCACGCAAUCCACGUCCUCUGCACAUCAGAAGCAGUCCUCAUCUGCAACCGGGCUAAACGACACACAAACGCCCUCAUAUCACGUAUAGCCAGACGUAUCGAGGGUGUCAUCACAGCCCAACGAUAUGCCCUCAUCACAUAUAACGUAUCUCGUGCAUCUCUACCAGCAGCAGUGCAAAUCACACCUGGUAAAAAAGCACCCACCAUAUCACCACUGGAAGACAACAAUUGGGUCGCUGUGAGCUCUAUGGUUAUGAAAAAUAAGGUGUCGGAUAUCAUGGACGAGUUAGAGUCUGUAGGGGCAUCUGAUAUUCUGGUGACCAACAUCAACAACUGCAGGGUUUAG
This is a messenger RNA of Synchytrium microbalum, 1011 nucleotides long. It is a transcript of the gene HIS1, whose product is annotated as ATP phosphoribosyltransferase. The record is from RefSeq and is a predicted model, not a curated record. NCBI's taxonomy places the organism in Eukaryota, Fungi, Chytridiomycota, Chytridiomycetes, Synchytriales, Synchytriaceae. The transcript is spliced from 3 exons. Gene Ontology annotation, cellular component: cytoplasm. Bases 1 to 1011 code for a protein of 336 amino acids. Gene Ontology annotation, biological process: L-histidine biosynthetic process. Gene Ontology annotation, molecular function: magnesium ion binding; ATP phosphoribosyltransferase activity.